Molecule: messenger RNA, 7022 nt
Organism: Amyelois transitella
Lineage: Eukaryota; Metazoa; Arthropoda; Insecta; Lepidoptera; Pyralidae
Exons: 6
Coding region: 526-2601 (691 amino acids)
Source: RefSeq, a predicted model, not a curated record
UUUCAUUUCAUUCAUUGUUUAUUUUUCUCUUUCUAAAUACUUCUAUUGUCCUGCUCGUUCUGACAUUUUAUCAUGUCAUUCAUUGUAGUCGAUGCAAGAGUUUCGAUCGAAUGUUAAACUUUUGGGUACCUAUAUUAUAGUGAAUUUUUGAUUAUUUUGGAGAUAAAUGUUUACUAACAUUAGUUGUAUUGUGUAUUGCUCUGUUUCUGUUUUCGUUAUAAAGGCAAUCGUAAUUAGUUUUGAUGAAAGUUUACGCAGGCGUCAUAAGACCUUGUGUUGUGCCUAAGUGCUCCAUAAAAUAGUUGGCGUUUCUAAACAUUUUAUCACGCUGAAAACAGGUGUUUGUUGUAUCGAGUGUGGUAUUAUCCAAACUUAAGACAUACUUCCGCUAAACAUUCCUAAGUAGGUCAUUUUGUGAAGCGGAUAUCUAUAGCGAAACCGGCAUGAAUGUUCAUCAUCGUAUGUUCUAGAUUGUUGCAAGACAAUGGCUUAUUUGUCGUGGAAACUUAGUCUCUUUUAGAGACGAUGGAAAGGUUAUAUCAUGACUUAAACCUGGCUUUAGAAGAGAGUAAUUGUGGCCGGCAGGAUAGGCGGAGGCUGGGGCUCCGAAGGCGCACCAGAUCUGCUGGAAACCUGCCGGCCGCCGUAGCAGUGAGCCUGGUUGAAGAUGGCAGUUCUAGUAGUCCUCCACAAGCACCCCUCAUCACUCAGCCGCUCUCGGACUCCGAUGACCCUCAGGUCUCCUUGCACAAACCCACGGGCCACAAGGCUCGGCAUUACUGCCAAAUUGGCAACUUCGAGUCUGACUCAUUUAAUGAGAACUUCUCUCCUACGAGGCCGGCUAACGCCAGGCGGAAACGGAAGUACAAGAAGAUGCCAGUGGAGUACAGUGAUGGGAAGACCUCGCCGCCGAUUGAGAUUUUGAGUGUUACGACCGAGGCCAAUGCUUUGCCGGCCGCAGUCAUGUACCAAACCCAGGGUCUGUCUCCCUUGACUUACGUCACCAAACAUAUGCCUGAGAGAAACGCUUUCUGCGGAAAACGGAAGUGGUCCCAUAGGGACAAGGGGGACGGUUGUGAGAUGAGGGAGCGGUCCUUCAGCGGCGGCUGCUCCUCCAAGUCUGCGUACUUCAAGAACGACUUCAAGUGCAGGAAGUACGACGCUGAGAAAAAGAGGAAAGACUCAGUACUCCAACCCGGCAAGAUAGUGCUGAAAUCUCAAAACAAAGAGGGAACCCCGUCGACUUUCACCAAUACUCCCUCACUCCCGGGCAGUUCCAGCUUCAAUUUCGUUUAUAAAAAUUCAAAAAACGGAACACCGACCUUAUCGAAACUGACAGGUUAUAAGAUAACCACAGAUUUACCGCCAUUCUUCAACCCCACGACCAGUACAGGGAAAUGUCACAGGAAAUACAAGAUGUUCAACAAAAGUCACCCGCCGAAUCUGAGGAAUCCUUUACAAUUUGAAGACUCCAACUCCGGUAUGGACUGCGCUGGUAACGAAUCCAGUUCGUUGAGCAGCAGCGAUUCGGACGGUGUGGUGACCAAUGACAGCGACAGGGAGGGAGACGAUGAACUCACAGACUGGCCCGGCAUCGAGGAGCUGAAGGUCUUCAACAAGAGUCUGACAUUCAAAUCCUCCAAAUCCGUGAACAAUAACACCGUCAGCGCUAUGCCGCCGCCGAAGCGGUUAAAAAAGGAGAAGUUGUUGUCGAAAGGCGGGUGGGCGGGUUGCAAGAACAAGUUUAAGAAGAAAAGAGCGAAAGUAGACUCUGGCAAUGAAGAUGACGCCAUGAUGUCGGAUUCCAAAACCGUUGUAGAUUUAGAAGACGAUGUGUUGUCUAAAGAGAAUAUACUUCAACCGCAUUCCUCGUUUUCAAGCUUUAGUGAUGUGAAAAACGCCGGUGUUUCAGGACUGAACGCGAACGAGUCGUUUUUUCAUUCGUUCCAAGCGUUCGAAGAGAAGUCCUCGAAUGAAAUGUUCAGUCAGGCGCCGCGGAGUAACUUCGCGUUGCAGAAGACGUCGUCGAGUGAUCUGAAUGUGAGUGAGAAGUCGCCGCAGAGUGACCAUUAUUGUAGUGAACAUUCGAUGAACAUAGUGACCGAAGUUAGGGAGAUCCGGGCUGGUUGUAGGAGGAUCAGGGAAGAAAGACCAGGGUUUUUGAUCCUGAGCGCGGCCAACGAGCAGUUGUCCAAGUUCCUGCAGGAUUCUUGUCAAACGGAGCUGAAGCUGCCGAGUCUACACGACCCGGAGGAGAAAGAGAAACUGGAGUCUCUGGCCAAGUUGUACUCCUUGGAGCUGCAGGUGGAGAUGGGGAGGCCUGUUUUGAGGAAGACCAGCAACACAAUGCAAGCGAUCAGAGUGGAGCAUUCACAUUGUCAUUUACCGUCGGACCACAAGCGGAGGUGCUACGGAGAUCAGGACAGCAUCAGCGUAAGCGACCAAAACUCGGCGUCUUCUAGCAACGAGUUGGAAGACGCCCCCGAUCUGAUCUGCGAUAUACAGAAGCAGUGUGCUAAUGAUGUUACUAGCGACCUGGUCGAGACCUUCUCACAUACACUAGUUGAUAAGACCUUAUUACAUCCUGGUGAUUUAGAUUGAAAAAGGUUAUGUUUUGUAUAAAGAAUCUUUUUUUUUUUUGCCUUUGAUUAUAUUUAUAUAUUUGAUUAUAGAAAACCGAUAAACGUUGUGAAGUGGAGAUUUAUUUGCAUAAAAUAGGGCUGCCUCAGAUGUCACAAGGAUGACAUUAAAGAACUGUCAUUUUUAUUAAGGUUUGAUUUUGAAUUUAUCGUGUUUUGAAAUUUGUGUGACGAAAUCGACAGCUAUAUCCCAUUUGAUAACAUUUCAAAAUUCUUACAUAUUUUUUAAAAUAAUGUAAUAUGAAACAUUAACCAUGAUUAAGACACCAAUAUUUUUUGAUUUGAGGUUUUUAACAUAUUAAAUUUUAUGUUUGAAAUUUGUGUCGUUCUAAAAGGACUUAGAGUUUUAUACUGCUGUCAACGUUUUCAGUCUUUAAAAACAAAUUGACAUUAUUGACACUGACAGCAGAUGUUUUGUAUUCAAACAACCUAUGAAUCGUUUUCAGAUCGUAUACCUACCGUCCAAUUUCGUAACUUCGUGUCUCUUAAAACCAUGACAUUGGCAGAAUCACCAAAAGUCCGGUGGAAGCCAUAAUAUAGAAAAGAUAGAAAAGAAAACCUGUGAAUCGUUAUUUUCACUUCUUGUUAUGUAAAAAAACAUGAAAGAAAAAUUAUAAAUUGACGAAAGAUGUUAUGUUUACGCCUACGAAUGUUAUUUUUCCUGACAUUUGACAGUUAAAAAGAAUCUCAGUUGAUGAAUUGAAGCUAGCAACAGAAGAUUACGAUAUGUAACUAAAUUCUCUUCGUCAAAGAGAUGACGUCACAACUCUGAUUUUGGGGUUUAUUAAUUUUCUCAAAAAUAAAUCGAUAAAAAGAUCUAUUGAUAUUUUUAGGUAUUUUUUCACGCCUUCAAGAAUCCUUCUACAUAUUCCAUAGAUCUCAGCGUUCUGUGUCAUAAUUAAGUAAUCUCAUCACUUUGGAGAAGAGCUCGGGGUAUACCUUUGACCAUAAAUUUGCAAAUAUACUCUCCGCUUCGCUUGUCGUCCGAAAUUAUAAGCAUUUUAUAUUAAACAUAUAACAUAUGUACCUAUUUGAAUAAACAUUAUCGUUGUCCCAAGUUAUAGUAAUGUUCGGAUGUUUUUAGAGUUUUACAAGUCAAUUUAUAAACUAAGAUUAGAUACUUGUUGUUCCACAAAUGUUUUAUUGGUAAUAAUAUUAUUAUAAAGUUACAUAGGUAUAUUGAAACUAUUUUUUAGCGUCGAUCUCAUUUGGAAUUUGUAUAUACGUGGAAAAGUUUAAAAUAAAGCACGAAUGUGGUCUAAGGCUGAUUAAGAUUCCCCUUUUAUGCGUAAGUUUACAUAAACUUUCAUCAACAAAUGAUACAUUGGAUUAAAAUGACUUAAAUUAUCACAGAAUAUUUACUUGUAUAUUAAAAUAAAUAAUUAUAUAACAAUAUUGUUAUACUUAAAAGAGGUUUUAUACUUUAAAAAAAAGACAAAUCUGAUUUCUUUAUUUUGAGAUUUGGAAAAUUGAAUGAAAUAAAUCAUUUGGAAAUGAAAGUGAAAGUAAGUAACUUGAGCACACUAGUUAAGUAUUAGUAAGUAACUACCUACUUAAUUCUCCACCAAUUGUUUUAUUUGCAAAAUGUCAAUAUUAUAUGAUAUAAUAUUAAACGCUUUAUUGAAACAUGGUAUAAACUGGUAAAUGUAAAAAUAAUAGGACGAAAUAUCGUCCUAUUUUUACUUAAACUAUUAAAAUGAGGCAGUACCUAACAGGUCAAAAAUAAAUAAUUCAUUCCUUAUAAAUAGUGGUGUUUUUUAUGCAUUCGUUGUAAGUAUCUACUGUGUAAUAUAAAAGUUACGUGUAAAGUGUAUAAUGUACUGAAUAAUUAAAAAAAAAAAAAAUUGCAGGCAAUUUGAUAAAAAUUAAAUGUUUGGAACGACUUUACACUGUAUCAAUUGUUGAUCACAUUUUUAAUUGUAUUUGGAUUUAUAUAGUAAGUUACAUUCUAUCAUAGUAAUAGAUAUAUUGAAACAGAAAAAUAUGACAACUCUCUUAACUCACUAUGAAAUAGAAUAAAAUCGUCAUGGACAAUUUUGUGACAAAUAUAGUUUUAAUUUGUAAGGCCUGUGCACAUCAGAAGCAGGUCAGAAACAGCGCAGUUUGUCAGUGAGCCUCAUGUUUUAACCUUUGAACGCCAUGGUUUACGCUAGGCGUCUAUUAGAGGCCGAGACGCCAAUGACACUGUAGCGGGAGCAAUGAUUCGGCUCGACCGCCACCAAAGGGAAGAUCUUCCGCCAGGCUAGGUGUUAUGCCUGGGGAACCGCGGCUCCAACGAUGUUGUGUCGGAGGUUGUAUAUAUAGCUCCAAUCCGUGAAAUCUCUGAAAUCGCGAUUUGGGUUCUUCGCUGCUAUUGGCUGAGCGCGUCGAUUUCUUCGAGAUGAUUGACAGUUGUUGUGUGAUUUGAUGUUGUUGACGAGUGGCGUAGAGAUGGCGCCACAGUACUCCCCCCCAAGACCGGAGGUCUGAAGUCUUGAUCUUGCUGUGCAAUCUGUGCUUCAGUAGCUUGCAAGUGCCAGUUGUCUUCCAGUGGGUCGGAAGUUGCUCGAAGUCCUAGUGAGUCAGGAGUGAGCCGUUGCGUUGCUCGUAGUCUGCGGUGAGUCGAGACAGUAGAGAGCGAAGUCGACUUGUUGGCGCCGGGAGAAAUCGUGCAGAGCUGCCACGCUGGAGAGAAGAGCGGCCGUCGAAGAGAUCCAGGCGUGGGCUGCGGUAGAUGCGUCGGUCGCUGAAGUCGAUUAGAGUGAGUGCGGGUGGAGACAGGACCAGGAAGCUCGGUGAGUCGGCUGCGAUGGACCUGCUGCGAUACCCAAGUUGCUGGCUUGCUGUGAGACUGCUUGCGGAGUGAGGAGUGAUGCUGAGGAUUGGAGUUGAUGAUGAUGGAGAAGGUUGCUUCCAAUCACGUCGGGGUCACCAAUGUAGCGGGAGCAAUGAUUCGGCUCGACCGCCACCAAAGGGAAGAUCUUCCGCCAGGCUAGGUGUUAUGCCUGGGGAACCGCGGCUCCAACGAUGUUGUGUCGGAGGUUGUAUAUAUAGCUCCAAUCCGUGAAAUCUCUGAAAUCGCGAUUUGGGUUCUUCGCUGCUAUUGGCUGAGCGCGUCGAUUUCUUCGAGAUGAUUGACAGUUGUUGUGUGAUUUGAUGUUGUUGACGAGUGGCGUAGAGAUGGCUCCACAACACCUUGAAAUGCCGCCGCGCAGCAGUGUGGCGACUUUGAAGACUUUCUCGCGUUACAAUUUUGUGCUGGCUUCUAACUGCGCUGCUUUUAUACAGCUUUUGGUGUGCCCGAGCCUUUAUUGUCUCUAAUACAGUGUUGGUAUUUGAGAUAAUUUUAUGAUGUUCGACAGUAUGUAAUGAAUGUGAAUUUGAACGGGAUUAUCGUUUUGAAAUCGUCGGUUGGAAUGCCAUAUAUAGGUACUAAGAUAUUUGCGGAGACAAUUUUAAUUUACUGGAUUUAAUUAAUCAAAUAACGACCGUUAUCAUCCUGGCGUUUGUCCUGGUUUAGUCGUGAGGGGAAUGUACUUUUAUUUGCCUACGUACGGCGAGGCAAAUUUUAAUGUUUAUUUUAAAGAGAAUUUGUAUUUUAUUUUGUAUUUGUGAAUUUGUGAAUUACAUAUUUGGGUUUGGUGACUCACCUAAUUAAAGUCAUAGAAAACAUCACUAACAAACCUGCACAUUCAAUUCUGUAUGUGCAACCAAAGAUGAUCCGAUACGGGUUAGGUUUCCCCUGUAAAUUUGCAAAGGUCAGACGGAAUUCGGUCCGUGUGUGUAAUAACAUGACUUAUCUAUUCCCGAACGGCGGUAAUGGGUGAACCCUCGCCAGAGGUUGCAAUCGGGACAAAUACCAAGUGGAUUAAUAUAUUUCAAUAGAUAGAAUUAUAUGCAGUUAAAAAGUUGUCUAGGCAUGUAAAAAUUAAAAAAAAAACCAUUUUGCAGCAAAAAAUAUAUACUAGAGACAACAACGAAAGAAUGAUAUUUUUCUUUGUGGUCUAUGUACAAACUGUCGAAUAAAAUUUACUCUGUGAAACUUACUUGGGUAAGUUAAACAAAAUACCUGUUUACUACUUGUAUUAUUUAUAAAUACAUAGCAAAAUGCAACGCGAAAGUUUAAAAUCAGGUAUAGUUAAAACUCAAUAAAUUGGACGGAACAGAUUGAAUGAUGAAUGAAAUGAAUGAUAGUUUAAUAAAAUGUGAAGACUAUAUAGUUGUAUGUUUGUCCUUAAUGUUUCAGAUGUACUUUAGAUGUUUAGACAAACAUAUUGUGUAUAUUUAUAGUUGUAUAUGAAUCAAUGUUACUAUUGGGAUGGAUAUUGUAAUAACAAAUACAGAAUAUACUUUGAAAUUGAUGUCUUUUUUUUCCUAUACUACUAGCUGUGCCCGCGACUUCAU